GGGGCCGGGCGGCGCAUGCGCGGCGGAGGAGGCGCAUGCGCUAACACUGGUCGCGUGGGGUCAUGGCGACCUACAGCGUUGCCAACGAGCGGCUCCGUGUGCUAGAGGAUCUGGAGCGCGAGAUCGGCACCUCGCUGCAGAGCGCGGGGAGCGUGAUCCUAGAGCUGUCGAAGGAGAACCCAGCCACCCAGUUCAGUGCCUCCAUGCAGAAGGUGGAGUCAGAGCUGUCGGGCCAGAUCCGCUACCUCACCCAGGUGGCAACAGGGCAGCCACAUGAGGGGUCCAGCUACUCGGCACGCAAGGGCUGCCAGAUGGCACUGAAUCGCGUUGACUACGCCCGCCUCAAGCUGGGGGAACUGGCUCGCACCUGCGAGCACAUGCUGGAGCAGUAGGGGGCGCCAACACCCCGCAGCCCCCUGCCGGCACUGGGUGCCACACAGGGCACAUGGCAAGAUGCAGAGAGAGAGAGCAAGCGGUACAUAUCCUGUGCACACUAGACAGGACGUGCUAUGUCAUGCCUGGGCCGGCCGUAGGCUAUAUUUCAGACUGGACACACUCUGCUGGGGAGUCAGGUGCCCCACUGGACACAUGCUAACAUAGGACACGCCCCAGAGUGUGCCAGCCUCUCUGCUAAGGAUCAGGCAAGCCAUGGGAGGACACAGGACCCCAGACCGGCGCGACGUGGGAUCAACACUCUCUGACACAUGUUCCUGUCUGGGCACACAGUCUCUGUGUGCCAGGAACACGCUGCAACCUGCAUGGCCAGCAGUGCCUGGCUCUCCCCACCCCUGUGGCUUAGCACCCUGGUGGGGUGGGGGGAGGAGGGCACCAGGAGGGGGUCUCUUUUUCUGCUGCCUGUGUUAAAUACAAGGGAAAAACCCCAGAUGAC
Messenger RNA from Pelodiscus sinensis (Chinese soft-shelled turtle), 889 nucleotides. It is a transcript of the gene MED11, whose product is annotated as mediator complex subunit 11. Gene Ontology annotation, biological process: regulation of transcription by RNA polymerase II. Gene Ontology annotation, cellular component: mediator complex. NCBI's taxonomy places the organism in Eukaryota, Metazoa, Chordata, Testudines, Trionychidae. Gene Ontology annotation, molecular function: transcription coregulator activity. The record is from RefSeq and is a predicted model, not a curated record.